AAAACUACUGUCCCUGUGUGGGAUCCAUGAAGUUAAUCCUGCUUUGAAAACUGAUGAAACUCAGACUGAGACUUGGUUCAACUCGACUCUGAAGUUUGUUUCUCGUCUCUGUGAGCCAGCGACAGAGUUUCUGAGGAGGAAACUAACUCACCAUAUCAAGACACAACACACUUCCUGUUCUGGAGGACGGGGGGGGGGCACGAUGUGGUGCAGCAGGGGUGAGGCCAGCAGUCAGUCUGUCAGCAGAGCUACUGUGGAGGAGAAACCAGCUGAAACUGGGAGAGAGAGGACGGAGAAGAAAGAAGAAGGAAGACCUGAAGAAGGUGUUGAGGAACAGAAGUCUGGAAAAAAUAAAGGAAAAGUAGAAACGAGGAGAAAGAAGAGCGAGAAGAAGGAGGUGGGGGUUACAGAGGAGAGAGCUGAAUGAAUCGGAGCCUGCGUUGAAGAGGACGAGCUGACGACUGACAUCAUCAUCGGCGGGGGAGGAGAAAUGGAGUCUCGGAUCUGCUCCUGCUGGAUUUUCCUUUGGACGGUUACGGUCUUGUUCAGAAGCCUUUCAGCCGACCUGGCUUCACCACCGCGUUACACCGUCCACCACACCCAAGUCACCUUUGACCGGGCCAUGGAGGAGUGCUCCCCUGGCGUUCUGACCACCCUCACUACCAAGCAGGAGGUCGCCGACAUCCUCGAGCUUGUGUCCAAGUCACUUUCGCCUCUAAGUCACAAUGAAUUCACCUUCUGGGUCGGCCUGAGGAAGGUGAAGAACGAGUGUGUGGUUCCCACACUGCCGCUGAGAGGAUUCAAGUGGAUGGAGGACGGCGGCGAGGAAUCUCAGGUGAGCCGCUGGACAGAGGAGCCAAAACAGACCUGCACGACGGUUCGCUGUGCAGCACUCAAGGUGGAGUUUGAGGGGUCGACAGUGACCAGGUGGGGUCUGAUUCCUGUCACUUGUAAGACCAGCUACCAGUUCAUCUGUAAACUGAGAGACAGACUGGCAGGACAGACACCUCAACCACCUAAACCUGCUAUAUCAGAACCAGAACCAGCUACAUCUGAACCUAGAACUGCUACACCAGAGCCACAUAAACCUGAACCUAGACCUGCAAAACAAAAUCCAGAACCAACUACACUGAAACCUGAACUUUCUACCCAAAGAGUAGUACCAGAAACUGACCUGAAGCCUGGACCUGAGCUGCAAGGACCCGAUCCUGGUUCUGAACCAGCACCAGGGUUGGACUCGUGUCAGAAUCCCCUCAUCCCUGGUGCCCGCUCCCUCAGUCUGAACGGCGACAACAGUAGCAGGAUCCAGGUGGAGUGCUGGUCCACUAUUCGGCUGGAGCUCCACUGCUCGGGCCGCCCUACCGUGUGGCGGCUGUUGGAUGACUCCCCCGCCAACUUCAGCACUGUCUGCCAGCCAUGUGAAGACGGCUUCCGGAAAGACGCCUCUGGAAACUGCGUGGACAUCGAUGAGUGCAGCGGCGGCAGAGCCCCCUGCAGGCACACCUGCCUGAACACUGAGGGCUCCUACAGGUGUGUCUGCUCCGAUGAGAACGGGAAACACCAAGAUGAGAGCUCCGCGGCUCUCAUCUCCUCCAUCUACUCGCUGGUGUGUCUGGUCGGUCUGAGCGGGAACUCCAUGGUCAUCUACGUCAUCUUCCGGUACGCUAAGAUGAAGACCGCCACCAACCUGUACAUCCUGAACCUGGCGGUGGCGGACGAGCUGCUGAUGCUCAGCGUGCCGUUCGUGGUCACCGCCGCGCUGCUGCGCCGCUGGCCGUUCGGCGCGGCGCUGUGCCGCCUCGUGCUCAGCGUGGACGCCAUCAACAUGUUCACCAGCAUCUACUGCCUGACGGUGCUCAGCGUGGACCGCUACAUCGCCGUGGUGCACCCGCUGCGGGCGUCCCGGUACCGACGGCCCACUGUGGCCAAGCUGGUGAACGUGUGCGUGUGGAUGUUCUCCCUCCUGGUCAUCCUUCCCAUCAUCCUCUUCUCCUCCACCGCCCCCAACUCGGACGGCUCGGUGGCCUGCAACAUGCAGAUGCCGGAGCCGGAGCGGCGCUGGAUGGCGGCGUUCGCGGUCUACGCCUUCCUGAUGGGCUUCCUGUUCCCGGUGCUCGCCAUCUGCCUGUGUUACGUGCUGAUCCUGAGUCAGCUGCGGGUGGUGGCGCUGCGGGCCGGCUGGCAGCAGCGCAGGAAGUCAGAGAGGAAAAUCACGGUGAUGGUGACGGUGGUGGUGUCGGUGUUCGUGGUGUGCUGGAUGCCCUUCCACGUGGUGCAGCUGGUGGGUGUCUUCCUGGAGCGUCACGACCCCACCCUCAGCCAGCUGGCCGUGGUCCUGGGCUACGCCAACAGCUGCGCGAACCCGCUGCUCUACGGCUUCCUGUCCGACAACUUCCGCCGCUCCUUCCAAAGGAUCCUGUGUCUGCGCUGGAUGGAGGCCCCCGAGGAGCCCCUGGACUACCUGGACUACUACAGCACGGCCCUGAAGAGCCGCAGACUCAGUCUGGACCAGGGCCAGCGUGUGGACCGGGAGGUGGACUCAGAGUACAGGAACAGGACCUGCCCCCCCAACACCAGCUCCAGGAUGUAGUUUAAAUCGUGAUGGCACCUCCAGGAUUUACUACGAGUUACAACGAGGUCCUGUUACACCUUGAGGAGGUCGACUCUGUCACCUGCCCGCCUCCACAUCUACACAGGGAGGGGUGUUAUCUGAUCCAGUAUCCUGUCAGAAAGCAGGUAACCUUACAUCUUCAUCGUGAGCAGGUGGGCCUGCGGAGGACACCUGGACCCUCAGAGUGUGAUGAUGUCACACUGAUGAUGUCAAAGUGGACAGGAAACAUUCACUUCCUAUCUUGACCUCACCUUUGACCUGUGAAGUCUCUCCGACCAAUCAGAGAGAGGGGGCGUGUCUGACCCUCAGAAAAGUGUGUGUUCUAACUGCAAGUGACACAAUACAAACAGCAGAAGGACAGAUGCUGAUUGGCUGCAGCGACAGGUAAUGACAGUAAGUUGUUCCGUAAAACACUGAACAAAUCUCAGUGUUAGCCUGUUAGCCAUGUUAGCUCCUGUAGUUUAUGUUAUAACGUGACCACGCUACUUCCUGUCCUGGAUUUCAGUCUGACUGCAUCGAAGCUCCUCUGCAGGUGUAUCUGCUGUAGCUCCGCCCCCUGCUCUGACUCAUUCAGGUGGAUCUGGAACAUGGACCGCUGCUUUGUUUUGGUAUUUAUGUAUUUAUUGGUGAAUGUAAAGGUAGAAAGUGACAAAGCUGUCCAUCAAAUGCUCGUUGCUGAUUGGCUGAUGCUGUUUAGGUUCAUGACUUUGAUUUCUGAUUUUUGAUAAAGUUGUUUUUUCCUGUUUGUUCCCAGAAUGCAACUGUCUGUAUUCAUACUGAAUAUGUGUUUCUACUCUUUUACAAGCU
Molecule: messenger RNA, 3418 nt
Organism: Chelmon rostratus (copperband butterflyfish)
Lineage: Eukaryota; Metazoa; Chordata; Actinopteri; Chaetodontiformes; Chaetodontidae
Product: oxoeicosanoid receptor 1-like
Exons: 3
Coding region: 491-2590 (699 amino acids)
Biological process (GO): cellular response to estradiol stimulus; neuropeptide signaling pathway
Cellular component (GO): neuron projection; membrane
Molecular function (GO): somatostatin receptor activity; neuropeptide binding; calcium ion binding
Source: RefSeq, a predicted model, not a curated record